AUGUCUAAGAUUAGUCGUGAUACCCUGAAUGAGGUCGUCGCUGAGUUGCUCAAGGGCUCCCAGGAGAAGAAGAGAAAGUUCCGUGAGACCGUGGAGCUCCAGAUCGCUUUGAAGAACUACGAUCCUCAAAAGGACAAGCGUUUCAGCGGUACCGUCAGGUGAAUAUUCCUUUUGGAUUGGGACUACGGACUUUACCCAAGGUCUUUAAAUUUUGGGUAGGACUUCUGGUCGUGAGAUCAAAAGUCCGACAAAUUUAAAGUUGAUUUGUGAAAGACCUUGGUGAGGGCCGUAAGUUGCUGUUUUUUAUUUGUUUUAUGUUUUUAGGUUUGAUUUAUGUUGUUUUUGACGUUUUAACUAAAAAUGCUUUUGAUAGUGUUUUAGCUAAAGAGGGCCUAAAAUAUGUUUAUAACGUAGAAUAAUAUUGAUAUUAUUAUAGACUGCGUAACAUCCCUCGCCCAAACAUGAAGGUUUGCGUUCUCGGCGACCAGAAGCACUGCGACGAAGCCAAGGAACAAGGACUUCCAUUCAUGAGCGCCGACGACUUGAAGAAGCUGAACAAGGACAAGAAGGCUGUCAAAAAAUUGGCCAAGUCAUACGACGCCUUCCUCUCGUCAGACUCCUUGAUCAAGCAGAUUCCUCGUCUUCUCGGUCCCGGUCUCAACAAGGCCGGCAAGUUCCCUUCAGUCGUUACCCACAACGAUUCCCUGACCGCCAAGGCCGACGAAAUCAAGGCUACCGUCAAGUUCCAGAUGAAGAAGGUGUUGUGUUUGGCCGUCGCCAUCGGACACGUCGAAAUGAGCCAAGAAGAGCUGGUUGGUAACAUCUCCCUUGGUGUUAACUUCCUUGUUUCUUUGUUGAAGAAGAACUGGCAAAACGUCCGUGCUCUGCACUUGAAGACCACCAUGGGCAAACCCCAACGUCUCUAUUAAAUGUUGUUUUUUCUCUUAUGAGGAUAUUCUUGUUGCUUUUUUAUGGUUGAUAAAUGAGUGUUAUGAAGGUUUUUGGCUUUUUUCAACGCUUUGGGACAAUAUUAAGAAAAAACAGUCAUAGUAAAUAAGAGGUCUUGUAAACAGAACUUCUAGUACCAUUUAGGGGUGCAGCAUAAUGUGAGAAGAGAUUUUUUUAUACAUGGUAUUAUAAAAGCUUUUUCGAUAUUUUAAAAGAUUUAAAUAUUGAUGAAGCUUCUGUGUUUUGCUAUAACAAAAAUUUUAUUUAAAAUUUGUUUAUUUGACCUUCAAAAUUGCUCAACGACGAGGUAAACAGCUUUUGAACAUCUCUCUCUGUCAUUUCACAGUUUCAAAACUUGGAAAACAGUGCUCUAAAGAGUUUAUUGGAUUCUGUAAGUUGAAAAACUCGAUUUCAAAUUAUUUUUUUAAUAUCAGGACACAAUGGAGAAUACUGCAAUCACAAGUCGUGCCGAUGUUACCCAGAUGAUAUUGGUUCAAAAGGUAUCGAAAGGGCUGAGAUGGACUGAAGUGGCUAACAAGCUGGGCCGGUCAAAAGAGUGGACUACUGCUGCUUGUUUGGGUAAAUUUUUAAGUUCAUUUUAAUUUGCCUAGGAUAAGGUAUCGUAGGCGGAGUAGUGUAUGAUAGAAUAGGUAGGGAAGGUUAUGAUAAUGUUUGGUGGGUCUGUUAAAAGUUUAAAAGAUUUUUCUUUCCUGGUCAAAUGCAAUUGACAGAAGAAGAAGCCGUAGCAAUAGUGACGUUUUUUAAUUUGCCUUCUCAAUGUCUUCCAUGGCUCCAAACAGUCCCAUAUAAGUCUCAGCCGGGUAUUCCUAGUGACCCAGCUUUGUAUCGAUUAUACGAAGCUCUGGGUGUUUAUGGUCCAGCAAUGAAAGAGUUGAUUCAUGAAGAGUUUGGUGAUGGAAUCAUGAGUGCCAUCGACUUUAAAUUCAAUGUCGAAAGGGAGCCGGACCCCAAUGGAGACAGGGUUAAGAUCAUUUGGAGUGGAAAGUUCUUGCCUUAUCAACGAUUUUAA
Messenger RNA from Bursaphelenchus okinawaensis, 1978 nucleotides. The record is from the annotation of a GenBank genome assembly. NCBI's taxonomy places the organism in Eukaryota, Metazoa, Nematoda, Chromadorea, Rhabditida, Aphelenchoididae.